AUGUCUAGUCAAGGAUCUUAUCUCUCGGCACAAAAAGGCUUCCUCUCAAGCCCAGGAGGUCGCCCUGCCCCCAAGCAGUCCAACUUUUUGGUUCGAUUCAUCAACAACCAGAUCUUGGCACCCGAACAUCGGGCUGGCAACCUCUCCAUCGUUUGGGGUCUGUCCGUCUUCACAGCCGGUAUCAUUGCCGCUCGCAAGUUCGGUGAUUUGAUCACACCUGUCUUCUAA
This is a messenger RNA of Ustilago hordei, 228 nucleotides long. RefSeq lists its product as uncharacterized. NCBI's taxonomy places the organism in Eukaryota, Fungi, Basidiomycota, Ustilaginomycetes, Ustilaginales, Ustilaginaceae. The record is from RefSeq and is a predicted model, not a curated record. The coding region runs from base 1 to 228 and encodes 75 amino acids. The transcript has 2 exons.